GAGGAGAGACGGCGGAGCGGAGGAGCGGAGGAGGUUUGCGCCCAACGGGAUCCGCACGUCGCUGGGAAGAUGGUCGUGCUCGUGCUCAGUUUAUUUCGGCGCAGGACUUAAAAAAAAAAGAGAAACCACUUUAUUUAAGAAUCUCCACUUUCCUCUUUUUGAUUCGUCUCCUUUAUUUUGGGUCCGGAUCGGAACCGAGCUGCUGCCCUCACUCUGUUGAACCUGCUCCUCUCCCCUGUCGGUUCUGGUUUUACUCGGCGGGAUGUGGAAGACGGGGGUCCUCUUCUUCUUCCUCCUCCUCCUCCUCCUCUUUUGCGGACUUGCCUCCGGGGAGCUCCUGCAGGAGUCGGAGUCCCGGAGCCCUCCCUCUCCUCCGAGAAAGUUGGAUUUCGGUUUCGUUCCCGCGGGAGUCUACGAAACUCUGGCCCACUACGAACCGGGUCCGAUCGGCAUCCUGUUCCACGCGGUCCACGCUUUCCUCUACGUGGUGCAGCCGAACCCCUUCCCUCAUGACCUCGUUGUCAAACUGGCAAAAGACAAGUUUGGAGCCAUCCAGAAUGAAUACCAAAAGGCCAUAUACUAUGAGAUUGGUUUCGUGGUGUGUGCAGUGUUGGGGCUGCUGUUCGCCGUCCUUCUGCCUGUUGUUGGCCUCUUCUUCUGCAUGUGCCGAUGCUGCGAUAACUGCGGUGGCGAGAUGCACCAGCGCCAGCGGAAAAAUGCCGAUUGCCAACGCGGUCUUCUGGGUACACUGCUGUUCGCCACCUCGCUGCUCGUCACGAUUGGCGUGUUGUGUGCAUAUGCCGCCAACCAGAACCUUAGUUCUCAGGUGAAGAACAUCAGGAGGCUGGUCAACAGCAACAUGAGAGACCUGCACACAUUCGUCAAUGAUACGCCAAUGCAAAUUGAUUACCUAAUAUCCCAGUAUGCUACCGCUAGGAACAAAGUCAUCUCCGACCUAGAUAAUAUAGGUCCAUUACUGGGUGGAAGGAUACAUGAACAGCUGGAGAAGGAGGUGCGCCCCGCCCUGGACGGAGCGCUCACUAUGGCCGGAGCCAUGCGGGAGACCAAGGAGGCGCUGGACAACGUCAGCGUGUCUCUGGAAGUCCUCCAGGAGGGGACGGGGAGACUCGGCGCCAACCUCAGCCUGGUGCGCUCCAGUCUGCAGCAGACCCUAACUGACCCGGGCUGCCAGGAUGAGGAGUCCGAUGUGACCACGGCCCAACUCUGCCGCAACAUCCACACGUCUCUGAGCCAGCUCAGGAUCAGUGCCAACUUCACACGGUUAGCCAACGUGAACACUCAGCUGGAAAGCGUCAACAACAUGCUGAGAACAGACCUGAGCAGCAUCAUUCAGAGGGGCUACUCCUCCCUGAACAACACCCCGAGCAUGGUGGCCGAGCAGACCUGGGCUGUCGCUGAAGGUGUGCGGGGGUUGGCGGAGGGCGCUGGCAGGAACAUCAGCAGCGUGUCCAAGGUGUUUCCUCUGCAGAACUCUCUGAACAACUUCACCAUCUUCAUCAGCCAUGCGCAGUCCAGGAUCGAGGACCGUUACCCCGAACUGGACCAGUUGGACUUCUAUAGGUGGAUUGGCUGUAUUGCUCUGUGCUGCAUGGUGGUUCUGGUUCUAACCUUUAACUUCCUGGGUCUGCUGUGCGGCACCUUGGGAUAUGACAAACAUGCCUCACCCACGACGCGGGGCUGCAUCUCCAACACUGGCGGGACGCUGCUCAUGGCUGGCGUCGGCUUCAGCUUCAUCUUCUCCUGGGUGCUGAUGGCCAUGGUGACCGCCGCCUUCCUGGCAGGAGGCAACAUGGAGAAACUGGUGUGUGAACCCUUCCACACCAAGCAGCUCUUCCAGGUACUGGACACGCCGAACCUGGUGAACCCAGAGUGGAGGAACUUCAUCCCUGGCUACAUGUACAAUGACUCUGACCUGGAGCUGACAACGGAGAGUCUCUACAGUGAUUGCAAAGACAACAAAGGCAUCUACUCAGCCAUGCGACUGGACAAGGUCUUCAACAUCUCCUCUUUCCUCAAUGCCACAGUGUUCAGCACAGAGGUUGUAAAUCUGCUGGAGAGCAUCAGGAUCGACCUGAGAGCUGUCACCCUGCUGGAGGCCGAGGGGAAGCAAAACCUUCUGGACUUUUCCAGUGCAGGGCUGUCUGAAAUCAACUAUGCUGACUACCUGGUGGAGGUCAAUAAAGGAGUCACUGUGGUGGACCUGCUGUCGUACGCCAGUGAACUGGAAGCCCAGACAGACCUCAUGCCUAAGGGUCCUCUGCAGCGUGCAUUGAAAGGCCAUGCGAACACUCUGCGACAGAUUCACAGUCACCAUGUCGUCCCAAUGGAGAAGGCCACGAAAUACGUUAGAGCGAGGAGCGCCUUGAAUCAGAGUAUGAGGUUUCUGGAGCGAACGGCUUCAGACUUGCCAAACAAGGUUUUAGCCAUUAUCUAUGCCAUUGAAGCGGCCCAGUAUCUCAUCUCCCAGAAUGCAACACCGCUGAUUCAUCGGGAAACACAGAAGUACACAGGCUCCAUUGUGGGCUACUUCCAGCAGUACGUGGAGUGGGUGAAGACCUCUCUGGCCAUGGAGGUGGCAGGCUGCAGGCCCUUCAGUAACAUGGUGGACACGGUGGAGAUCAUAACCUGCAGUUUCCUGGUCGACUCCAUGAAUACUUUCUGGAUGGGUCUGGGCUGCAGUACUCUGUUCCUCCUGCCCAGUAUCAUCCUGGCGGUAAAACUCGCCAAGUACUACCGCAGAAUGGACACAGAAGACGUCUACGACGACAUCCCUGCCUAUGACACUAUGAACAGGUUCCCGAGGGCCUCGGCCCCCCCAAGACACAUCGACUGGUGACGGAGUGCUGGCCUUUGUACUGAAAGGACUGAGCGCCGCGAAACCCACAGAGGCAAAACCAUCUGAAGCUGCUGUGGUUUGUCUCACGUCUUCACUGAUCAACCCGGCUAAUCACAUUAUGGAACCGAUGCCUGCUGCCCAACGUACCCCCAUCACCCCGUCCCAGACGCCCCGGGGGGCAGGACACUGAGCUCGACCCCCUUCUCAAAAAACAUGUCUGCGUUUACAUUUGUUUGGAGACGAUACGAAGCCGAGAAGAUUUUCACCGAGGAGACGUGACGAUAACUGUACUGUCUGUCGAUGCUUUCUUUCUUUUUUGGUAUUUUUUAUUUACUUGUUCUGUGGACAUGGUGGCUUGGAAAAAGGUCACCAGAGGGUCAUGGCACACUUCCAGGAGACACAUGACGAUUAUUUUUGAGAAUAAUUAUAAAAAAAACAAAAACAAAAAAGGACAUGUCUUUCAACACAGCGGCGUCUCGUCUGAGGAAAGGCGUUUGUGGAGGCGUCUCUACGCAACACAUUACCAACACGCUAAGACGACACGCUGACCACCCGUGGUGUACAGAGAAGAAACGCAGAUGUGUUGUUUGCCAAAUGGACACAUGGAUGUGACGGAGAUGACGAAUGGCAAUUUUUAAAGAGUGCAGUAGGAGUCAGAGAGGUGUGUAAGGUGGAGGACUUAGAGGUAAAAAUAUAAAGAGAUGGUUCCUGGGUUUAUUUUUGUGCUCAAGACAAAAUAUUAGCAUGACUUUUUAAUGUUUACAGUAUCACGUGACAACCAGAGUUUUUGCCGUGUUCGCAGGUUUGAGGCGUCCUGCAAAUGACCGGCUGCCUUUCAAAAACACGCUUCCCCGCGGCGUUCUGACAAGAUGCCCGCCCUCUUAAAUCAUUUCAUGUCAAUUUGAUACCUAACAACUUGACCUGUAUAGCAUUCCUUUGAUUAACUGAUUAACGAUAAUUAAAAAAAAAUAAUGUUGACGUCACUAACAUGACAUUUUAAAUCCAGCUCUCUCUCAUCUUCAUAGUGGUCAACCUUUAAAGUGGAGGACUUCUUUUUCAAGCCAAAUCCUGUUCUUACAUUAGGUCUCAGGUCUUUGUGGUCCAUAAACUACAUACCAUUUCACCAGUUUUACCCCACGGUAGCGACAUGGGUAGGUUUGAGACUCUGGGGUGAAUGUAUUCAAGUCGUUUGUCACAUGUCACUUCAUAUGGCUGCUGGCUGAACUAAACUGUGACCACCUGUAGCCAAUCCACUGACUUCCAACCCACUCCCGUCUCUUGUUUACAGGCUGUAGAUGUGUUCGUAGUCGCCGUCAGCUUAGACCAACUUGGAAUAAUUAUAGACAAUCUGUUCUUGUCCGUCAACUGGACGAGAAAGCACCGUCAAUCAAACCCCGAAAAUCUGUUGAAAGCAUAACAGUGUCCAGACAUGCUGCAGAAAUUAAAGAAAUCCAUAUCAGAAUUCUGAAUUUUCAUUUUUGCACACUUGGCAACAGAUUUUAUCCAGUCACUAAAACUAUGGAAUAAGUCUCAACGCUUAGAUCACCGACUCUGAAGAACCCCUUGAUUAAAAAAGGUGAAUAAGAAAAUUAUCAACAGCAUGUGAUAAUCUGACUACUUCUGCUGUUCGAAGGUGUCAGAGAUUUUAUCCAAGCACAGCAGUGUGUUUGAUUCCAGAUACUCUUGUCAAGUGUUUUCCCACUGCUUCCAGACACACAGCAUCAGAAGUCUCUGUGCUGGAUUAAUAACUUGUUGAGAUGUACUACUUUUGAGGGUUUGAAUUCUCUAGUAUGCACAGUUUGACUAAGCUACCGCUGUUAGUUGGGUAAUAAAGAGUCUGCUUAUUCAAGUCAACUUGAGGGAAUAAACGUUAUGAUCAGUUCAACUGUUUUACUAAGUGCUUAAACUAGAUGUCUUUUACCUAUCUGCUGUGUGGACAUCAGGGAAGACAGCCGAGACUAGUCUGAAUUGUGGCGCUCCAUAGUAUGGCAGCUGGAGCCACUGGAGAAAACGUAUGUUUCAUGUGGUG
Molecule: messenger RNA, 4886 nt
Organism: Lampris incognitus (smalleye Pacific opah)
Lineage: Eukaryota; Metazoa; Chordata; Actinopteri; Lampriformes; Lampridae
Gene: prom1a
Product: prominin 1a
Exons: 25
Coding region: 263-2857 (864 amino acids)
Cellular component (GO): apical plasma membrane; cell surface; prominosome
Molecular function (GO): cholesterol binding
Source: RefSeq, a predicted model, not a curated record